Messenger RNA from Rhinocladiella mackenziei CBS 650.93, 1140 nucleotides. RefSeq lists its product as uncharacterized. Gene Ontology annotation, molecular function: carboxy-lyase activity; hydrolase activity. The record is from RefSeq and is a predicted model, not a curated record. Gene Ontology annotation, cellular component: cytosol; cytoplasm. The transcript has a single exon. The coding region runs from base 1 to 1140 and encodes 379 amino acids. NCBI's taxonomy places the organism in Eukaryota, Fungi, Ascomycota, Eurotiomycetes, Chaetothyriales, Herpotrichiellaceae. Gene Ontology annotation, biological process: secondary metabolic process.
AUGUCUUCCUCCACUCCUCCAAUUGUCGACCUCCACACACAUAUGUACCCCCCCUCAUACAUCAAUUUGCUCUCCUCGCGCACUGCAGUCCCAUACAUCCACCAACCUUCCGACCCCAACGCCGAUCCCAGACUGAUUAUCCUGGCCUCAGACGACGAUAACUCCCGACCCAAAUCUUCCCGCGGUCGUCCCGUCGACAGCUCCUACUCGUCCUUCGACCAGAAACGACAAUUUAUGCGAGCCCAUGGCAUCAACUGCAGCGUCAUCAGCCUAGCGAACCCGUGGCUGGACUUUUUGAACCCGGAUUCCGCGCUGUCCACGGCCCAAGGCAUCAACGAUGACCUCGAGCGAGCCUGUGCCGAGAACAAUCGAUCUGAGGCAGACUUAAAACUCUACGCCUUCGGAUGCCUCCCGCUGUCCGCGCCGGCAGAUGACGUCGUCACAGAGAUCUAUCGCCUCAAGACCCUACCACACCUCAAGGGCGUGAUCAUGGGCACAACGGGCCUGGGGAACGGCCUCGACGACCCGGCCUUGAAUGACAUCUACUCUGCACUCUCGAGCACCUCCACCCUCGUCUUUCUCCAUCCGCACUACGGCCUCCCGGACUCUGCCUUUGGGGGGCCCGAUAUCAUUGCGAGAUCUGGUCACGUGCUGCCUCUGGCCCUUGGCUUCCCGCUCGAAACCACCAUCGCCGUCUCUAGAAUGUAUCUCUCUGGCGUCUUCGACCGACAUCCCCAGCUCCAGUUUCUCCUGGCUCAUUCGGGCGGCACGCUGCCGUUUCUAGCUGGGCGUAUUGAAUCCUGUGUCGCUCACGAGCGUGAGUUCAUCGCCAACGGUGGCCACAAACAAGGGCCGCAACGGUCAAUUUGGGACGUGUUGAAUUCCAAUGUUUACCUCGAUGCGGUGAUUUAUGGUCGACCGGGGUUGACAGCGGGGAUUGAAGCCGCCGGAAGCGUGGAUCGGGUCAUGUUUGGAACGGAUCACCCUUUCUUCCCGCCUUUGGGCGAUGACAGGAGGGUCAAGUGGUUGAGUGUGGAGAGCAAUCGAGGGGCUAUCAAUGCGUCCUUUCCUCAUGAUGACGAAGCAAAACGGAAGAUAUUAGGCGGGAAUGCGGUGAGGGUGCUUGGGUUGGACUUAUGA